Messenger RNA from Calidris pugnax (ruff), 1239 nucleotides. RefSeq names its product putative serine/threonine-protein kinase F31E3.2 (gene RSKR). The annotation marks the transcript as partial. Gene Ontology annotation, biological process: protein phosphorylation. The transcript has 12 exons. The record is from RefSeq and is a predicted model, not a curated record. Gene Ontology annotation, molecular function: protein kinase activity; ATP binding. NCBI's taxonomy places the organism in Eukaryota, Metazoa, Chordata, Aves, Charadriiformes, Scolopacidae.
GCGACGAGCAGCGGCCCCGGCCCGGCCCCGGUGGGGUCCCCCCAGGGCCGAGCCGUGGGGUCGUGGGUGCGGGCGCUGCUGGGCCGCGCCGGGUCGGUACCGGUACCGGGGUCGGGGCUCGCCCUGGCCCCGCGGGGCCCCGCCGAGGAGCCACCGGUUCCCGGGUGGCCGCUGCCGCAGCUCGUCUCGCUUUUCCUGCCGGAGUUCCCCGUCCGCCCCUCCGCCCGCCAGCAGCAGCUUAAGAUCCUGGGCUUCGUGGCCAAAGGCUCCUUCGGGACCAUCCUCAAAGUGCUGGACUGCGGACGGGAGAAGAUCUGCGCCGUGAAGGUCGUGCCCAAAGUGGAGGUGCUGCGCCGUGACACCCUCAAGCACCACGGUACUUGCAUGUUCCCGUACCACCUUAGUCAUGCCAAUGUCACCUUAGUACACGAUUCUGGUGCCCACGAGUCUUGUGCCACCUUGGUGCGAGUGUGGUCCUGGUGCUUGUGCCACCUCGCUGUCCUUACGGGCCCCAGUGCUUGCACCACCCUGGUGCACGGCCCUGUGUGCACCUACUGCAGCACCGGAGACCUGCACGCCCUGUGGCGCGCCGCCGGGCGCUUCGCCGAGGCCACCGUCCGCCUGUUUGCCGCCGAGCUGGUGCUGGUGCUGGUGUAUCUCCACGACCUGGGCAUCGUGCACAGAGACGUGAAGAUGGAGAACAUCCUCCUGGAUGAGAGAGGACACCUCAAACUCACCGAUUUUGGCCUCUCCCGGCACCUGCGGUGGGGCGAGAGAGCCCACACCAUCUGUGGCACCCUGCAGUACAUGGCCCCAGAGGUCCUGAGUGGGGGGCCCUACAGCCACGCAGCCGACUGGUGGUCCCUUGGAGUCCUGCUCUUCGCCCUGGCUAGUGGGGAGUUCCCCGUGGCGCCGGCGGGGGACCAUGUGGCCAUGCUGGAACGGGUCAAGCAGAGCAGCUACCAGAGCCCACCCACGGUCAGCCCCGCGCUGGCCCGGCUCCUCGCCGAGCUGUUGUGCCACAACCCCCUGUACCGCCUGCGCUACCUCCACCACUUCCAGGGCCACCCCUUCUUCCGUGGGGUGGCCUUCGACGCCGACCUGCUGCAGAAGGACCCGGUGGCGGUGGCAGUGUCCCCCCGGCCCCCCGAGCAGUCCUCCCCGCCCGACCCCGCCACCUUCGCCGACUUCGACUGCGACCUCACCCCCCCCACCCCGGGCCGGCCCUGGCCUGGCUGA